AUGUCAUCAACGGAAUCGCAGGCGAAAGAUCAAGUGAUGGGAAAUCUCGGUUCCCAUCUUUCACCUCUUCUACUCGGUAUGGGUGUAGACUCCCUCCUGAUGGGAGUGGCCAUCUGUCAAUUCACAAGAUGGUGGAACCAUUCCAAAACAGAAGCAGGCCAUAUCCGAUUCUUAGUUUACCUUGCUUCUAUUGGAGGUGUCAUAGGAACCAUCUUUACUUGGGCAACUACUUUACAUAUGUUCUCGUAUGAAUAUGGGAAUUAUUCACAAUUCAUGAAAUGUGAUUGGAUCGCAUGGUACGGUGUUAUAGAUCCUCUAACUAAAAUCAGUGUACAAGCAUUCUACGCUGAGAGAGCAUGGAGAAUCAAUAGACGAAAUCAUGUCAUCUUAUUUUCUAUUGGACUUUGUCUUUGUUUAUCGGUUACUGGAUCUGUCGGAUAUGCUUUUGUAACAAGAACUAAAACGAUGGAUCAGUUUGAUACUACUGCAAAUGUCUUCUUCUACCUUUGGCCCGGAGCUUGUAUCAGUGCCGAUUUGAUCAUCACUUCUUCAAUCAUGUAUGGUCUAUAUCAUUCGAGAUCCGGAUUAGAACAUACGAAUAAACUAGUGAAGAAAUUGAUGAGAAUAUCAUUGGAAGCUCAAGUACCUCCUACCAUCGUGGCACUUACUUUCUUCUUGAAUUUCGCUGCAAGUUCAAUGUCUAGUAUAGUUCAAUUCAUCGCCAUCAUCCAUCCUAAAGUAUACCUUAUAGGUUGUCUAGCAAUAUUGAACAGUCGUGAAGAUCUUCGAAAUAAUGAAAAUAAAACAAGUUACGUAUAUGCCUCGGGCGGAUCUGGAUCAUAUGGUAGUGGAAGUUCAGGUUCUAGGACAUUGGAGAAAAUGCAACAAAGUGGCGGUAUAACCAUUGAAACAGAGACUUAUAUCUGUUCCGAUGGAGGAUUGGUCAUACCUAGACCAGGACUUAAUCGGUCUUUCUCUGAUACCAAGAAUUUCGGCUCUGAGAGUACUCAUUCAGAUCCUGCAACAGAUUCUCAAGCUAUACAACUAGCAGAAAAAGGUGGUUUGGGCACUCCGUUGGAGUUUGAAAUCAGGUUACAGUAA
Molecule: messenger RNA, 1101 nt
Organism: Kwoniella shivajii
Lineage: Eukaryota; Fungi; Basidiomycota; Tremellomycetes; Tremellales; Cryptococcaceae
Exons: 11
Coding region: 1-1101 (366 amino acids)
Source: RefSeq, a predicted model, not a curated record